AUGACAUUGCGGCCGUCAUUCACCGAGCCGCUUAUUUCGCCAAAAGACGGCACACGAAUCGUUGCCGACGCUGAAACAAUGACGACGAAAAAUUAUGGUGGAUAUCCAACGAAGAUAUUCACUGAAUUUGAUAUGAAAUCCCAUUGCACAAACGAGUUAUUAAAACGAAGGGAUUCGUGUAAUAAUGAUCCAGAUUUUCCUGAAGCACCACAAUCAAUUGCUGUACGAUACAUGGUUAUCAACAACUGUGAACAUGACACAAUUAAUUUGGAAGAAGAUCUUAAGCUCAAAGGCGAUCCUGUUGAAUCGACCUCAGGAAUCAAUGUCAAUAAAGUCUCAAAGCGGCUUCUGGUUCAAAUUGUGCUUUCUCUGCUCUUCUGCUUUAUCGAGUUCAUAUUCGGUAUAAUUUCGGGAUCAAUUGCGCUUAUUGCUGAUAGCUAUCAUAUGGCUGCUGACGUGAUGGCUCUUAUCGUUGCUUAUAUAUGUCUAAGGAUGGCUCAUAGAGAGUCAAAGUCUAACAGUUACGGUUGGGUACGCGCAGAAGCGCUUGGAGGAUUUUUCAACGGAUUGUUUCUAUUAACCGUGUGUCUUAACAUAUUCCAAGAGGCCACUGGAAGAAUUAUUCAUCCAAAAAUUAUUGGAAGACCUGUCCACGUGCUCAUGGUCGGCGUUGUAGGACUCCUUAUUAACAUUGUCGGCCUUCUAUUGCUCAAUGGGCAAGGACACGGUCAUAGUCAUGGAGGUGGAAGUCAUGGACAUAGUCACGGUGGUCAUUCACAUAGUAACGGUCAUGGACAUAGUCACACUAAUGGAAAGCAGAAAGCCGCUCACAACGAAUGCUCGGAUCAUCUUCUAGCCAAUGAGGAGACUGAACUAAAGCUCGUGGUCGACACUAAAUCACGCACCGGAACAAUUGAACGAAGAUUCACUGGCCCUGGAAUGCCAUAUGCUAGUCAUUUGGCUAGUGAUAUGCUUGACGAGCAGCCUGAUGAAAAGAAGCUCCACAAAAAGAGCAACAAGAAUGUGAAUAUUCGUGGUGUCUACCUCCAUCUCAUGUCUGAUGCCAUUGGAUCCGUCAUUGUCAUUUUUGCAGCAAGCAUUGUGUAUUUCUACCCUACGUGGGAAUAUUCCGCUUACUUUGACCCCGUGCUUAGCUUGUGCUUAGCCUCAAUGAUGUCAUUCUCUGCUUUUGGUUUGGUUAGAGAAUCUGUAUAUAUUCUCCUUAUGAAGCCGCCGAGAGGAAUUGAUAACAAAGUGGUCGAGAGCGAUUUGAAAAAGAUUUCUGGAGUUGUCGAUGUGGCAUGUGUCGAGAUGUGGUCUCUCACUGGAUCAAGACAUAUUGCUUCCGCAUUGGUCAAAUUUUGUCAUCCCGCCGUUUUCACAGAUGCGGCUUUCAAAAUUCGAAAAUAUUUCCACGACUUGGAAAUUCACUCAACAACCAUUGAACCGUCAUUUGAGAUCGAAUCCACCGACAAGGAAGACGAAAUUAUUAUUUCGGAUCCAAUUCCAAUCAAAGCCGUGUCAAUGCGAGUCUCACCAGAAAUAAGGGUUCGAAACCUUAGCAAAGCCAUAAAAGACACAAUUAUUGCAAAUUUGGAUUAUCCUCCAUUUGUAUCAGUUUCUAGUUGGAUAGAAAUUGCAAAUUUCCUCAAGCUCGACCAUACCGAUAUGGUGGUUGUCGAAAGCAGUCAAAAGCCGGCAGAAUAUUUGAUGACGCAUAUUGAAAAUACGCCGGCUCAAUUGCUAUUCAAUGCUCUAGAAUCUGCGAAUCGUGUUGAUAUCUUGCUCUAUGUCAAAAUAUUGGAGAAACGCCGUGGAUUAUGCGAUCCUCUUAGCGGAUUUCAUUCCAUGUCAACAUUCGAGCUCGACUCGAAUUAUGAUCGAGAAUCGGUGUCUUCAUUCCAAUUGGAAUCCGUUGAAUUUCGAAAUUGUUUUCUCAUUAACCAUUAUGAAACGACACAUCAAGAAAAGAAAAAUUUCCGUUGGUUCAUGAAAAAUAUUCGAGAAAACUUCAAGAAGUUGGGAAUCACCCACAUAACGGCUCUCGAUAUUAAUGAGCUCGAAAAAAUUGAAAAUGGAAAUAUUAUUGAGACAUUACAAGCCGCGUUUGUUCAGGUGCCAGCCAUUGUCGUGUGCUAUAAUGAAUCGUUCGUGGAUGCUCUAGAAAAACCUGAACAAGAUUUUGAGUUCAAGUACAAGAGCCAUAUUCAUCAGCAAACUGUUACCGAGUUCUUCGCGAAUGGAAUGAAAAACAAGAGAUGUCGCGUAAUACAUAUGCCGGGAAAUCAACGAACAGAAACUGUCGGAUGGGCGCCGUCAACUGUUCAAUUUCAAUUCCCUGACGGAUUUGGACCAUUCCUUCGACGUCUGAUUAAAUCAUUUUCGACAUCCUCUGCCGUCGGCAUCACAUAG
Molecule: messenger RNA, 2412 nt
Organism: Caenorhabditis bovis
Lineage: Eukaryota; Metazoa; Nematoda; Chromadorea; Rhabditida; Rhabditidae
Source: the annotation of a GenBank genome assembly